UCUGCGUCUCGGCUGUCUCGGCUCAUGGUGCAAGACAAACUUUGACUCGUGAUCUAUCAGUCAUCCUCAAAGAUAGCAUAUGUUUCGUCAUAUUAGCAGACAACUGCUUGUUUGUACCAAGGGUCGGUGUUUGAAUUCGAGGUUGGUGAAAUACGCGUGCUUCUCGCUUAGUUCUGUCGGGAUUUUGUACGGUGCAAAGAUGGCGCAAGCAAAGGAACACACAACAAUUCUCGACUUCGAGGUAAAAGAUAUAGAUGGCAACCCUGUAAAACUGUCGAAGUACGAAGGAUUUGUGACGCUCAUCGUCAACGUAGCGUCCAAAUGAGGUUUUACCAAGAAGAACUAUGCUCAGCUACAGGAGCUGCACACCUCGUAUGCUGAGCAAGGUCUUCGUAUUCUUGCUUUUCCUUGCAAUCAGUUUGGAGGACAAGAGCCUGGCACUGAGAGUGAAAUCAAGGAGUUUGUUGGUACUUAUGGUGUAGAGUUUGACAUGUUUGGCAAGAUUGACGUCAAUGGAUCAAAUGCAGAUCCUCUCUAUGUCUUCCUGAAAAAUGCAAAACAGGGAACACUAACAAACAACAUCAAGUGGAACUUUACAAAGUUUCUUUGUGAUAAGCAUGGAGUCCCUGUAAAGAGAUAUGCUCCAACCACCUCACCUCUUGACAUUAAAAAGGACAUUGAAAAAGUCCUUGUGAAAUAAUAACAUAAUAGCACAGCCUUGGAGUUAUAUACACUCUAAAAUGAUGGCACCAUUAUUUUUCAGUGAUAGUUCUGUAAACUGAUUUGUGCAGUACAACUUUUGGCAUGUUUCAGUAAUAUGCAAACUCUCAGGUCAAAUGGUCAAGUUUGCAAUCUAGUAUUAUGGUGCCCUCAGUCUUGACAUAAAGAAGGCCAUCUUAAAUGGCAGAGAAGAAACUGAAAACCCAAAAUGAAAAUGGAUAGACAUCCUUUAAUUACAUUUCAGGAACAUGCUUUCUUCUUGAGAUGCAUCUUGGAAAGUAAUUCAUAGUUUGCAUGUUAUUGAGAAGUGCACAUUUUUUUUAACCAUUUCUUACAUAAAUUCUUCAAGUUCCACCUAACUUUUAAACAAUGUGUGGUUGUUUUGUUGAAAUGAUAAACUUGUAAAACUUUCCGUCAGUAUUCAGGGCUUGACACUAACUUUUCAACUUACUAGUCAAGUGGCCAGUGACAUCUUAGAUGUUACAACAAUUUCAGU
This is a messenger RNA of Stylophora pistillata, 1216 nucleotides long. RefSeq names its product glutathione peroxidase-like. The record is from RefSeq and is a predicted model, not a curated record. NCBI's taxonomy places the organism in Eukaryota, Metazoa, Cnidaria, Anthozoa, Scleractinia, Pocilloporidae.